UAGUGUUUUGUGAUUAGAAACCACACACUAAAAAAAUUAUUUGUUGCUCCAUUAACGUAUACUAAUCCAAAUUCAAAGGUUUUUCUCCCUGAUUAAAAGAUCGCGUUUUGUAGUUUCUACUUUACAUUAUAAUAUUACUAUUGGUGUCAUUCUAAACUCUACGUAAACAACUUAUCAUAAGUACUUGCUACUGAUCGCCGCUUUAAAAUAACAAAACAAUAUGACGACUAAAUAUUUUGAAAAAUGUUUUAUUACUGUUGGCACCACACGAUUUGAUUUACUUUGCAGUGAAAUAGUGUCGUCUCCUGUUUUGCAAGCUUUAAAGAGAUCUGGAUGCAAUUAUAUUACUUUUCAAAUUGGAAAUAGUAAAAUGGACCCAGGCGACUACGAACUAGAUGGAAUUAAACUGCAUUGUUACAGGUUUAAAGAUUCUAUAGAAAAUGAUAUAAGAAAUUCCGAUUUCGUCAUAAGUCAUGCUGGUGCUGGCAGUGUUUUGGAAGUUUUAAAUGCAAGUAAACCACUCUUGGUAGUUGUAAACGAAGAUCUCAUGGAUAAUCAUCAACUAGAAUUAGCAGAACAAAUGCAAGUGGAUGGUCAUUUAUUUUAUUGCACUUGCAAUACCUUAAUUUGUACUUUAGACCAAAUGGAUUUUAGUUUAUUAAAACCAUUGGAAAAAGCUAAUCCAAAACACUUUCUUCAAUCACUGAAUAGAAUUUUAAAUGUACAAGAUUAAAUAUAUGUAUA
Molecule: messenger RNA, 744 nt
Organism: Pieris rapae (cabbage white)
Lineage: Eukaryota; Metazoa; Arthropoda; Insecta; Lepidoptera; Pieridae
Gene: Alg13
Product: UDP-N-acetylglucosamine transferase subunit ALG13 homolog
Exons: 1
Coding region: 221-733 (170 amino acids)
Biological process (GO): dolichol-linked oligosaccharide biosynthetic process
Molecular function (GO): hexosyltransferase activity
Source: RefSeq, a predicted model, not a curated record